AUUCUUUUUUUCUUCUUUCUGUCAGUUCUGUGGCUCCACUGUGAUGUCGUGGCUCUCCUUCACUCCUUGUCUCUGUUGACAACACUGCAGGCUGUUUAUUACUUUGUCAGAAACUGUGUCCUUGUUCAUUCUGUUCCAUUGCUCUAAUAUUUUGUCGUCCCCUUGUCUGUUCUCACCACAGUUCUUCACAAUCUCUAGUUUUUGUGCUCCUACUGCUUCACUUACCUCUCCUUCACCUCCAUCCUCCUCCACCGGAGCUCGACCUGUCUCUGAGCAGCUCUGCACUCGAGCAUGAUGGGAAAGACAGAGCUGUAUUCUCUGUAUAAGGGUUUUCUGGACUGUAUUUGCCUUUGCCUCUCUCGGAGCAGCGAGGAGGAUGUGGACACCAACAAGAGGGACACUGAAAAUGGUCACCUGAUCUAUAAAAUUGGGGACAUCGUUGAAGACCGAUAUGAGAUAGUGGACACUUUGGGUGAGGGGACCUUUGGGAAAGUGGUAGAGUGUGUGGACUUCAACAGGAAAGGUCAUGUUGCUCUGAAGAUCAUUAAGAACCAAGAGAAAUACAGGGAAGCAGCUAAACUGGAAAUCAAUGUGCUAGAGACGAUCACAGAGAAAGACCCGCACAACAAGCAACACUGCGUGCAGAUGCUGGACUGGUUUAACUAUUAUGGCCACGUUUGCAUCUCCUUUGAGCUGCUGUCUCUCAGCACCUUUGACUUCUUGAAGGCAAACAGCUUCACGCCUUAUCCCAUUAACCAGAUCCGACACAUGGCUCACCAGAUCUGCCACGCUGUCAGCUUUCUCCAUGACAACAAGCUCACUCACACUGACCUGAAGCCUGAGAACAUCCUCUUUGUCGACUCAGAGUAUUCCCUUGUAUACAAUGCUGAGAAGAAGUGCAGUGAGAGGAGAAUAAACAACACCACAGUGCGUCUCAUUGACUUUGGCAGCGCCACCUUUGACCAUGAACACCACUCUGUUCUCAUCUCCACACGUCACUAUCGAGCCCCAGAGGUCAUUAUGGAGCUGGGUUGGGGUCACCCAUGUGAUGUCUGGAGCAUCGGCUGCAUCCUGUUUGAAUACUAUGAAGGCUUCACACUUUUCCAGACGCACGACAACAGGGAGCACCUUGCCAUGAUGGAGAGAAUACAGGGACCAAUUCCUCAGAGAAUGAUCCAGAGGAGCGGGAAGUUCUUCUAUCGAGGGCGCCUAGACUGGAAUGAGUGUUCCAAGGCUGGACGCUACGUGAAAGCCAAGUACAAACCACUGAGGAAGUACUUGCUGUCACAUGGGAUGGAACACCACCAGUUCUUCAAUCUCCUGGAGAGGAUGCUGGAAUACGAGCCCUCAAACCGCAUUUCUCCUACUUCCGCUCUGUGUCAUCCCUUCUUCCUGUCCGUCACUGACCCAGGAAGGAGCCACAGCUGGAGAAACAGCUGCGAUAUGAGUGGAUGACUAAAGAAGUGGUCUGGUCAAAUAAGUGGCAACAAACUAUGGCAAAUCUAAGAGGAUUAAAGCAGGGCAGUCUCAUAUGGUCCAUAUAUGGUCAUGUGCAUUACUGUGAUAAAAAAGUGAGAGCGCAUGAAAGAUGAGACAGUCUUAAGUGAGGUACAGAACAUUUCCCUGACCACGUUUGAAUGUUCUGACUCUUUAAAAGGUAUUUUCCUGUGUCACUUCUUGUGUUAUUUUUGUCUGAUAAGAAAGAUGCUGAAAAACAUGUGAUAGCUAGUACGUUACAUUAUUAUUAUUGUUGUUGUGCUGCUGGACAGUUGUCUAUGUGGAAAAUGUUCUGUGCUGCAUCAUAACAUUUUACCUCUGAAGAAAUAUAUACUUGACUUUAUCAGAACAGGGUGAAACAAAUUUCAACAGCCUGCCAAACGUUUUGUGUCAAACACAAAGUGGUGCAAACUAAUGUGACUGGAACUGUGGGGCAAAAACACAGUUGUUGUUUAUGUUAUUACGCUGCCUUUGUUGGUCUUUGUGAACAGAGACAGUGUAACAGUUGUUGUAUGUUGUGUCCUUCGUCUGAUACUAUCAGACCUGACUGAGGGAGCGUUUGUGUGUAUACAGCAGCAGAGCCAAGACGGGCGGGUACGAAAAUAAUUCUGUGUUUGACAAUGAUUGGAAUCUGACAGACAUUUGUGAAUAUGUGAAGCAUUACAUUUCCUUUGUAUCUCUAAAUUUGAAAUGAUAUAUAUAUAUGAAAUAUAUAUAUAUAUGAAAGGGUUGCAUUUGCAUUCUGUGAGUCAAUUUAAUAUUAUUCCAUUAUUUUUAUUAUAGACUGUUUUGUGGAAGGACUUCAGUGAUUCAUUAAAUUGACUUCUUCUGAUUUCCAUGUUUGUGGCCUCUCGGCACAUCUGUGCUUGGCACGUCUCACGUGUCGCAUGUUCAUGUCCCUGCCAUUGACUCGCAGUCGUCCUCUGACAGCGUGAUUGAGAGCAGCGACUCAAGGCUGAGCCAACUUUCCUCUUCAGCCUUGGCAGAGCUGAGGGGAACUCAGUGUUGGCAUAUGUGAGCCUGACUGAAUGAGACCUUCGCCUCUAGUGCGAAUGUGUGUGUUUUUGUCGGUGCCUGUGUGUGUGUGUGUGUGUGUGUGUGUGUUAUACGUGUGGAUAUAAUCUUUCUUGGCAAUUCUAAGACUAAUUUUAGGCUGUUAAUGAGCAAGAAUAAUGCUCAAAUUCAGUUAGAGGAAUUUGAGACUUGUUGAAGGAAAGAUUUUGUGUUUUUCCUCACAGCUUCUUAUUAUCUCACCUUUCUUUACAUACUUUGUAAGAAAUUUCUAUUUGUAGUGGAAUUGAUAUAAAGCAUCUAUACGUGGUACAGAUAACAUUGCUUUUAUCAUCCUCAAUGAUUUUAAAAUGGUUCUGCUUGAGAAAAAGACAAAUAGUAAAACAGUCCAAGGAACCUGGAUGUAAACGAUUGAUAUUACAAAUAUUUGGUCCAAUUUACACACAGACUUAAAGUGAGGAGGACAAGACUGAGCAGUGAUCACACAAACAGGCUGACGUGACACCUGCUCCAAUAAAAUAACGUCAACACAAACACUGUGUGUGUGUGUGUACUUGGUAUUCCUGAUGUUGUGACCUAAUUCUGUGAACACACUCACAUUAUAGGCACCUGUCUUCCUUAUGGGGACAAAAAUCAAGG
Messenger RNA from Solea senegalensis (Senegalese sole), 3147 nucleotides. RefSeq names its product CDC-like kinase 2b (gene clk2b). Gene Ontology annotation, biological process: regulation of RNA splicing; protein phosphorylation. Bases 292 to 1455 code for a protein of 387 amino acids. The record is from RefSeq and is a predicted model, not a curated record. Lineage: Eukaryota; Metazoa; Chordata; Actinopteri; Pleuronectiformes; Soleidae. Gene Ontology annotation, molecular function: protein tyrosine kinase activity; ATP binding. Gene Ontology annotation, cellular component: nucleus. The transcript is spliced from 11 exons.